Molecule: messenger RNA, 1997 nt
Organism: Drosophila subobscura
Lineage: Eukaryota; Metazoa; Arthropoda; Insecta; Diptera; Drosophilidae
Gene: Ent1
Product: equilibrative nucleoside transporter 3
Exons: 5
Coding region: 255-1706 (483 amino acids)
Biological process (GO): nucleoside transmembrane transport
Cellular component (GO): plasma membrane
Molecular function (GO): nucleoside transmembrane transporter activity
Source: RefSeq, a predicted model, not a curated record
UUUUAAACUUUUAUUUACUCUCCGCCUCGCAACAACACCCACACUCAGCAGCUGCACGAUAACACUAUCAGCAAGGGAAUACAAGCGGAUUUAUUACAACACCACACUACACAACUCGAUGAGGCAGCAGGAGGCGCAACAGCUGUUCGUGUGCUGCUGUGGUCCGAGGCGUGCAAUUGCAUGAAUGAAUUCGCUUCUAAGGGAAAAUCAAAACAAUAGAAGCCAACCCAGGGCCAGCAACAAACCAACACCCGAUGCAACGCAACGAUGACGAGGAGCGCCUCAUUGAGAGCGCGGAUCAGGACGAUGAGCAGAUUCUUGGUGGCGAGGAGGGAAGUUUCGUUCCCGCCUUUCGACCCCAUGGUCCGGAUUACGACAUGGAGGACGAACGCUGCCUGCUGGAGCGACCGGAGGACGAAGUGGUCCUUGUGUCCAAUGCGCCCGAAACGGGAAAGCUCUACACCUACGUGGUGUUCUACCUGCUUGGCAUUGGCACGAUGACCGCUUGGAACUUUUUUGUGACGGCGGAAGAUUAUUGGAAGUACAAAUUCCGCAAUACCACGCUCAAUGGCACUGAUCCGGAUGAGGAACUCACGCCGCUGCAGAAGAGCUUCACCUGUGAUUUGGCCCUCACGGCCACCAUCGCUGGCACGACCUUCCUGCUGCUCAAUGCCAUCUAUGGCAAUCGGAUAUCGCUGAGGGUCAAAAUGCUGGGCACGCUGUGGUGCAUUCUCGUGCUGUUUGGCGUCACGACGGGCUUUGUGGAGGUCAACACGGAUGCCUGGCAGGAGCAGUUCUUUCUGAUUACACUGAUCAUCGUGGUUCUGCUGAAUUCCGCUGCAGCCACCAUGUCGGGCGCUCUGUACGGCAUUGCCGGCCUGUUUCCCUCAGAGUUCAUCACUGCCGUCGUCAGUGGACAGGCCUUGGGUGGCAUUCUCACUGCUCUGGCCUUCAUCCUGGUGCUGGCUUUUGACACGGGCCCCAACACAACGGCCUUCAUCUUCUUCAUUGUGGGUGGAGUGGUCAUCCUGCUCUGCAUUGUCUGUUACAUGAUUCUGGUGCGAAAGCCGUUCUUCAAGUAUUAUCUGGAAGGCGGCGACAAGUACAAGGUGAUAAGUGCCAUACCCUCGCACAGCCGCCAUGAGGAGACGGAGGGCGUGACACUUGAGCCGAUUAUGCGGAAAGUUAUGACUAAAAUAUAUCUGCACGCCGUAUGCCUAGCACUGCUCUACACGACCACGUUGUCCGUCUAUCCAGCGGUGACGGUGCUGAUGCAGUCCGAGCACUCGGCCAGCCACACCGAAUGGACGGAUGUCUACUACCUGCCGGUGGUCAACUAUUUGAUCUUCAACUGCGGCGACUACUUUGGAAGGCUCCUCGCUGGCUGGCUGGAGCGUCCCAUCAAUCAGAACACCUCCCUGCUGCUGAUUGUGGUGCGAAUGAUCUUUGUUCCGUUCUUCUUGUUCUCCAACACAAGCGUGCACAUCUUUAUGCCUACUCUGGUGGAGCACGAUUACACAUUCAUCGCAAUGAUGUGCGUGUUUGCCCUGUCCAAUGGAUAUUUGACCAAUAUCCUGCUCAUCAUGGCGCCCAGAAGCGUCAAGCAGCACGAGAAAGAGUUGGCCUCCUCGAUUAUGGCUGCGGCUCUGAGUGUUGGCAUGGCGGUGGGCUCCCUGCUGAGUCUCUGUUUCGUGCAGAUGUUGUGACCUGUUGGACCCACGAUGUACGAGCAAAUGUUGUUGCCAAUGGUGCCUUAGCUAAUUCUAUUCAUAAGUUGUAUGCUUUUAUGUUACCUGAUCUUUUUCUCUUCGUUAUUGUUAAGCAUUUAGGUCAAGACAUGGUCCUGUCCCGCGUCGAUUUCGAAUCGUUUUUGUGAUCGUCUUAGUAGCUCCCAAAUUCGCCAUUUAUCUGAGAGAUUCUUUUAUAUCACAUGUACACAUAACAUUUAGCUUGUAAGUUUUAAUUUUAUGCAUAACGAGACCUAGAAAUAAAACUUU